UGUUGUUGUUGUUGUUGUUGUCACAGGGCACUGGGGUGUCUCACCGCAGCAUCUCCACCAUUUUCCUCUCGUCCUCUUCACCCUCACACACGCACACGCGCGCGCGCGCUGCUGCCCCGCCCUUUGCAGACGUGUGGAACGAUCCAUUUGUGGUAAUUUCACGCGAACAAGGCACGACAACAACUCUAAGAGGAACUCUUCGUCAUGACAAUUCGUGAUGGCGCGCUUCCGGGCCAGGAUGCAACUGAGCCCAUCUACAAGUUCCACCUCCGCGGCCAGUACUCGACCAAGAACAACCACCUUGUGGGGAUGCGGCUGGCCCAGUGGUGGAAGGUUGUGGUUGGCCACUGGCGCGACAUUGACUGGCGCCACUACUGGUUUCGUGUGCUCUUCCUCUUCAUCAUGGCAUGCGUCAACACCGUGCUGACUGGGCUUGAGUACGUGUUCCACGGCCACCGCACAAGUGACGUCGUCAUCAACAAGCGGCCCGUCUUCCUCCUGGGUCAUAAUCGCUCCGGCACGACCCUGCUGCACAACCUCUUCUCCCUCAACACAGACCAGUUUCGCGUUCCCACAACCUUCAGCGUUGGCUUCUCGGCGAUUUAUUUCCUGCUUUACCCAAUUCGACGUGUGAUGAAUUCGAUUGUGGACCCUUCCCGGCCUAUGGACAACCUUCCUCUUUCCAUGGAUGUUCCACAAGAGGAUGAGCUCGCCUACAACCAAAGCACACCACUCUUGUCUCCGUACGCCAACAACAUAUUCCCGCGCGAAGCAGAUCACUACCACAAGUAUUUUCGCAUGAUCGAUGUCCCCGCCGAAGAAAGGGCCAGGUACAUGGAAUUGUUCCGGGCAAUGGUGAAGCAGCUGAGCGUGCAUGCAGAGGGGCGGCGCCUGUGCUUCAAAUCGCCCCCGCACACAGCCAAGGUGAAGCUGUUGCUGGAAGAAUUUCCCGAUGCGCAGUUUGUCUUUAUCCACCGCAACCCAUAUCGCGUCUUCCGCUCCAUGCUCCACCUCGCAGACAACCUGUGGGGCCACUCGACUUUGCAGACAGCGAGCGAUGCGCGGCUGUUGGAGACAAUCCUGACCAUGUACGAGGUGGUGCAUGACGCGUACCUCGAAGAUCGCAAGCUCAUUCCAAAGGGAAACCUGGUGGAAAUCUCAUUUGACGAGCUGCAACGCGACAAAAUUGCAACGAUGCGCCGCAUUUACGAGUCGCUCAAGAUUGGCGGGUUUGAGAAGAGUGCUCUGCCGGCACUGGAGGCACACGUGAAGGAAAUCAAGAACUACAAGAAGAACGCCUUUGUUGGCCUGACCGACGCGCAACGUCGCAUCGUGAACACGCGAUGGGCACGCUUCUUCACAGCUUUUGGCUACAAGAUGCAGACGGAGGCAGGCGACGUACACAUCUCCAUGGCCUGAUGCGCGGGAGGGGGAAUGAAGAAAAGACAUACAGUUUGCCUCUGCUGUGUGCUGCGAGCCGUCUUUUUGUUCGUUCAGUUACAUUACACAUGAAGACUUGCUUGGCUUGUGAGUUUGCCUUCCGUUUCUUUCUUUGUUUCUUUUUCGUUAGCCUUGCCUGCACGCGUUCAGUGCUUGCAGGCUCACUCAGGUUCUUCCUUCGUUUGGUGUCCGUGUGGUGCAGGCUUGUGGUGGGCGUGGGCUUGUGUAUGCUUGCGCGAAGGCUUGUGUGGGCUGGAAGAAGGGAAGAACCAAGCCCCCCCCCCCCUCUCAACCUCAAACUCGCCCAGAAAAAAGACCUUCAAUCCGU
This is a messenger RNA of Salpingoeca rosetta, 1768 nucleotides long. RefSeq lists its product as uncharacterized. The record is from RefSeq and is a predicted model, not a curated record. Bases 205 to 1419 code for a protein of 404 amino acids. The transcript has 9 exons. Lineage: Eukaryota; Choanoflagellata; Craspedida; Salpingoecidae.